AUGGCAUAUGAAAAGCCUACAAGAGAUUCAAAACCCAAAAAAACAUGGAUCCAAAUAUUACAAUCUAAUAUAAACAAACAGAACAUGAAGACAAUUCAGGAUUUCCUGGUUUUUUCAACUACUAAAAUUCCAUCUACUGUCCCAGAAUUUAUGUCAAUAUAUACCAUUAAAGAUGACAAAUGGGGAAAAGAAGCAGAAUUAAGCUUAGUGCAAAAUAUAUUCUCGCAAAUAAAUUAUCAUUGCAGAGAAUUUAAAGAAGGGGAAACAAUAAUAGAUAUGUUUUAUUUAUCUGAAGGAAUUUAUAGGCAUUCCUUAAUAGUCCCUGAAAAUUAUUAUGAUAUGAUCUCCGUGGCAAAAAAAUGGCAUGAAGCAUUUAGAGAACAAUAUCUUACACCAGGGAGGGAAAAAUCUAGUAAAGAUGAUACUAUUUAUGAUUAUAAAAAGAAAUUCGAAUAUUGGAUAAGCGAAGAGAUUAAAAGAGUUGGUCAAUUUUGCGAUGAAUGUGAAAGAUUAAAUGUGAUUUUUAAACAAUUUGCCCUAACUAUAAAAGAUGAUUGGGAAUCCGAAUUAAAACCUAUUAUACAUAGAAUUGAAAAGAAAUUCCAGAAAUCUAGUAAGAGCCAUUCUUCUCUUGCUUUACAGCCAAUAAGUGAAAAAUGGAAAACAUUUAGUAAUGAUUUAGAAAACAUAAAAGCUACAUUAGAAAAAAUUAGUGAACCAAGAUGUCUGCUGCCAACAAGAAAAAUUUAUCUAGAGAAUAUAAAAAACAAGUGGAAAAGAUUAAAUAAUUUAGCUUUGGAACUUUAUAGUUUAUUAUAUUAUUUCGAACUAGAAAAAAGAGACUAA
Messenger RNA from Cetraspora pellucida, 846 nucleotides. The record is from the annotation of a GenBank genome assembly. Lineage: Eukaryota; Fungi; Glomeromycota; Glomeromycetes; Diversisporales; Gigasporaceae.